Messenger RNA from Aethina tumida (small hive beetle), 478 nucleotides. RefSeq names its product ATP synthase subunit g, mitochondrial (gene ATPsynG). Gene Ontology annotation, biological process: proton motive force-driven ATP synthesis. Gene Ontology annotation, molecular function: proton transmembrane transporter activity. Lineage: Eukaryota; Metazoa; Arthropoda; Insecta; Coleoptera; Nitidulidae. The transcript has 2 exons. The record is from RefSeq and is a predicted model, not a curated record. Bases 111 to 410 code for a protein of 99 amino acids.
CAUAAAAACAGCAGUUUUGCCAACGUUCAAAUUCGAUCUGUCAGUCAGUUAUUGGUGGACAAGACAUUUCGAAGAAUUUUCUGAAACAAACUACCCCACAACAGACCACCAUGGCAAAACUCGUAUCUAGCGCCCCAGCCCUCGUAUCCAAACUCAUCGCUGAGGCGAAGCCCCGAUUGGACGUCUUCGUGAAAUACGCCAAGGUGGAACUGACACCUCCAUCUCCCGCUGACAUUCCACAAAUCAGAGCUGGAAUCGGCCGUCUGAUCAGUGGUGCCAAGAAUGGUACCUGGAAGAAUAUGACUGUCAAGGAGGCCUGGUUGAACACCCUUGUAGCAGUUGAAGUAGGAUGCUGGUUCUAUGUUGGGGAAUGCAUUGGAAAACGCCACAUUGUUGGAUAUGAUGUUUAAGUUUGUGUAAGAAGUCAUGUAGGGAAACUAUUAUUGUACAACUUUAUUGAAUAAAUCUGUUUAAUUUA